CAUCCGGUAGUGUCAAAAAAAAAAACACAUCACUAUGGUUGACUCUUUAAGACUAACAUGCAGCAAAUUUUCCUGAAGAUAGUCCAUCUUCUAAAAUUUCUGUGCGUCUGAAAAAUUAUACUGAAUUUAUAAGUUUGAAUACCUUCAAAGAUGACCCUAGUUACAAUAGAACAAAGUCCUGUACCGGUAACACAAGUAACACCAAAUUUACCCAGUAACACUUCUCCAGUUAAUGAAAAGUAUAAGAUUGCAGCAGCUCCCUGUAAGUACUUCAUUACAAUAAAUAGUGACUCGGAUGAAACUUUGAGUAAUAUUGAAUCAGUUCCCAAUAGUCCAGGGAAAGAAAAUUCGCAAACUUCAGUUAGAAGCUAUUCCAGUUCAACUAAUAACCAUCAAAAGGAUAAGUAUCCUCGAAGCAAAUCACCCAAAAGAGAUAAGAGCCCAAUGGCUUGUGAAAUUUAUAGAUGCAUGAAUAUUGAAAACACAGAGGGUGAUCAAAGUAAUGAAUUGGCAACUGGCAGCAUUAAUAAACGCCAGAGAAUAGACAUUGGUAGUACCUUAAUUUGUAAUGACAAGAAAACAGAACCUCGACCUCAAUAUUAUAUGGAAGACUCCUUAGCUCAAGACCCUUUUGUACUAGCUGAAGUCAUUAAAAAAAAUAUAGGAGGUAUUAGACAUAACAUAAUUCCUGAGAGUCCACAAGAAGUGCCAUGGCUCAGACAUUAUGAAAGACCACGUGCCAUUCAUCUAGGCUCAGCCAAGAAUACUAGCCAGUUUGAAGAUAAAGGAAAGGAAAAUUUACGACAAAACCAAAGCUUAUCCUGCGCACAGAAGAAAAAUUAUGAGACAAUUAAGAAGCCUACUAAUGUUAUAACCGCAGGUGAUACAGCUCAACCCGAUUCUUAUGCUGCAGGACACUUGUUGAGAGGUCGACAUGAAAAACAACCAAAACCAGUUACCCGGACACUUGGUAAACGGGGGAGGCCACGAAAGCGGAAUUGUCAAAUGUCUGGUCCAUCUUCAAAAACAAAGAGAAAAACGCAGGAUACAACUUCUAAUACACCAUUCAAUUCGGAACAAAUAUCAGCAACUAGUGAUGGUGAACCAGGAGUGAACAACAGUACAAAUAGGCCAUCUGGCAAUGGAUUAACACUAAAUGGUCAUGCUUUGAGUAUAUGGGAAUUGCAGACUCUAUUUUUUAAAUUCUUGCAACACGGGCAUUUUAGAGUUGAUCCUGAGCAACCACUGAUCGUUACGUUCAAUAAUGAUGAAAAUAAAAAUUUUGCUGCAAGAAUGCAAUGUUACGAUCCCAAGGGGUAUCACACGCAACCUUGUAACACAGAUGUGACGAAUAAUCCUGAAAGCCAAGAAAAUCCAUAUUCACACCGACACUUUUCAACUAACAAUGAUGUUAGCAGACAUCAUUCGAAGAAUAAUGGAUGGCCAAAUGACAGAAAUCGUUGGAAUUGUAAUAGCGAACUCCCUACUUAUACGAAUCCAAUAUCGAAUUACAUGCAAUCUCAACGCUCUUCACCUUCAUAUUACCACCAAAACUUGUACAACAGUGCAAACCUAAUGGGAGACAACCUUAAUAGUGACCAUGGAUACGUGAAUUCAAAUAACUUGAUGAACAAUGCUUUGAAUCUCCUACCAACUACCAGUAACAUUAAUACUAACAUCAAUUUUAAUCAGAAUAAUCAACGUCAAUAUGAGAACCCAGUAAAUAGCCAAGAGAUGGAUUUGUCAACGAUAAAUAAAAAUGCAAUGUUGAACAACUCCACAAACUCGGUGCCUAGUAUGUCUGUAAAUAAUCUGAGUCCCGACUGGAGAUCCGACAACACCAAUGGAGUUGUAUCGAAUACGGACUCGAUGAACUUUUUGAGUGAGGUGAGCCAAACAUUAGAAGAUAGCACAAGCCUGAACAAUUUUAUGCACAGUCAAAAUUCACCGAACAGUGUAUCAGAUUCUUGGACGAAUAGGACGAAUGAUAUGCUCAACAUUAAUAGAUAUUCAACAUUUCCCCCAUGGCAAGGAUCAUUUCCAAUGUACAGCUCGUACUUGAAUAACGCUGAACCUUAUUAUAAGAAUAUGUUCAACCCAUGCAACACUCUAAUGGCACUUGAUCUCCCAAAUUACCCUUACCAAUAUACUAUGGAGAAUAAUUUAACUGAAUGGAUGCAAAAUAUUACUCCAGGUGAUACUGGCAAUUCUGCAUUCAAUGCUCCAAGUUCUCAAUAUUCUCGUAUGAACUAUGGAUUCUCGGAAGUAAAUCCGAUGAAUCAAGGAAUAAACCUAUCACUGUCAAGUGAAGCCACAGUUAACACCGUGGUUUCUGAAACGAGGUUCACAGAUCUUGAUGAGACAAAUUCAGGAAUGGAACAUAGAAAUUCAUCGAAGCAUAAUAGUAUGGAAUUGAAGAAUAACAGUUAUCAAAAAGUUGAGUCAAGUGUUAAUAACGAGAUGCAAAAAAGUGCCAGAGGUUAUAGCGAGCCCAUAUGUGUGCCGUAUUCAAUGGGAUAUAAAAAUGACAUACAAAGUCGUGAUAUUUAUGAUAUUGAUGCAGCAAAUGUUGUUGACCAUGAUAUUGAUAUCUUGGGAGAACAAAAUCUACCUCCAAUUCAGGAUUAUGUUAGCCGGGCGCUAGAUAAUUGUGAAGGCUACUUUAAUCAGGCUUACAGAGCCAGCGAUUCUUCAAACUCCAGGACUCUCACUGACCGAUGGAAUAAUACAGAAACAGAAUUGACCAAGUUACGACAGGAGCUGGCUGAUUUUACCAAGCAAUAUUCCGAAAAUCAGACAAGAUCUGCAUCAUCAAUUCUACAUGAUGACGUUUACAACUACAUGAUAAUGCAAAACCUCAAAACGACUCAAUACGACUCAACCAAAACAAGUACAAACAAUAGUUUUAACUAUUAGUUAUCUAUAUAUUUUUAUACUAAGAACACCGUUUUAAAAUUGUUCUAUGAUAUAUUGAGUCAUCAUAUACCAGUGGUACCCUAAUCACACAGAAAAGGACAGUGAGUUUUUAUGGUUUAUGUUAGAGUCGUUAAAGUGUCUGAAAAGCUUAAGUACCUAUCAAUUUUGCUCGUUUUAACAUGCAGUAAAUAUUUUGAUAUCCGACUGGUUUAAUUCUAUUUCAUUAUAUGACAUCGCUUUAUAUAUCUGAUCAUACCGUGUAAUGAUAACAUUGUGCACUCAAAUGCGAUGUACAUUAAAUCCAGCAAAAAUUUUAUCAAACAGAAGCUCGUCGAAUGAAUCAUGAUAAUAUUCAUUGAGUAUUUAAUAUACACGCAAAUGAAGCACAAUCAUCUCAUGAAUUAUAAAGUGAUUAGUUAGGAAUAAUAAUCAGUCAGUAAUUUGAAAAUUUGCUAAGCCAUUCAUUCACUCGUGUCAAUUUAAAAAUGAAUGGCAUUGAACUUUAAUUUUAAUUUGAAUAACUUAAAUUCAGAAACAGCAAAAUGUUGAUAGUAUUAUCACUAUUACCAUUCAAAUUUUGCAAUUCGAAUAAAGUGUCGAUUUAAAAUUAUGCAUAAUUCAAAGACGUGUUUCCUACUAGUGCUUAAUAUUGUGUUUAGACCAGAUGUUACUCACCUUGUUGAAAUAUGUAUGCGUAG
This is a messenger RNA of Neodiprion virginianus, 3614 nucleotides long. RefSeq lists its product as uncharacterized. Bases 151 to 2916 code for a protein of 921 amino acids. The record is from RefSeq and is a predicted model, not a curated record. The transcript has 2 exons. NCBI's taxonomy places the organism in Eukaryota, Metazoa, Arthropoda, Insecta, Hymenoptera, Diprionidae.